Amphimedon queenslandica is the source of this 2279-nucleotide messenger RNA. Its product is annotated as SWI/SNF-related matrix-associated actin-dependent regulator of chromatin subfamily A-like protein 1. Lineage: Eukaryota; Metazoa; Porifera; Demospongiae; Haplosclerida; Niphatidae. The record is from RefSeq and is a predicted model, not a curated record. Gene Ontology annotation, molecular function: ATP binding. Bases 71 to 2203 code for a protein of 710 amino acids. The transcript has 17 exons. Gene Ontology annotation, biological process: replication fork processing; DNA repair. Gene Ontology annotation, cellular component: nuclear replication fork.
UGGCGGCGUGUAGACACGUGUAUCAUCAUAGAUACAUUAAAGUAUCAAUGGUAUUAUUCUGUUCGUUAUUAUGUCUAGGCUGAGUCAAGAACAACUUGAAAGGAUAAGAGAAAACAAGAGGAAGGCCCAGGAGAGACUAGCCAGAAAGAGACCGCUACCUCAAGCCUCCUCUACUGAUCUUCCUCCCCUUAAACAACCCCCCAUCAAACCAUCAUUCUACUCCUCUGCUCCUCCUAGACCUCCCGUUAAGAAGCCUCCAGUGGGACCACAAGACAAAGUGUUAUUUAAGAAAAGGAUAACAGCUUCGUUUAUAUUGAAAGACGCAUCACAUUUCAAAGUGUUAGUUCCGUAUGAGCCCACACUCAUUGACUUGUUUAAAACGAUUAAGUCACGAUCUUAUGAUGCCAGUACACAAGUAUGGAGUUUUGCAUUACAAGACUAUCAGAAAUUAAUUAAGGAGAUGAGAGAAAGAGUCCCUCAUGUCCAGUUUGACUUGAUUCCCAAACCAGUUCUUGAUGCUUUCCAUGGCAAUAAGGGUGGGGCUAAGAAAACCACACCUAUUAAUUAUAAGGACAGAAUCGGCAGCCAUAUUUACUCAACUUUAAUGGACUUUCAGAAAGAAGGAAUAGAGUACAUCAUCCAGAGACAGGGAAGGUGUCUAUUAGCAGAUGACAUGGGAUUGGGUAAGACUAUACAGGCAAUAGCAGUAGCAUCAUACUAUCGAUCUGACUGGCCACUACUGGUUGUCUGUCCAUCAUCUCUGAAAAUAUCAUGGGCAGAGGCAUUUCAGAGGUGGAUUCCCUCGUUAUCGAAAAAAGAUAUAAAUGUUAUCAUGACCAUGAAGUGUCCUACAAAGGGACUCGUUACUAUUAUUAGCUACGACCUUUUAUCUAAAAUGUCAAAGCAGUUCAAAGAGAUGGGGCCAGGUUUUGUCAUUGCAGACGAGUCACAUUUUUUGAAAAAUUACAAAACUGCAAGAUCGAAAGCAACUGUGCCAUUAAUAAAGAAAGCAAAGAGGGCAUUGUUACUAUCUGGGACUCCAGCUCUCUCCAGGCCCAUCGAACUAUACACUCAAAUAGCAUCACUGGACAAACAGUUCACUCUAUCAAUAAUUGACUAUGGGAAGAGAUACUGCUCUGGUGCACAGAAUAAGUUUGGUUGGGACUUUAGUGGCUCCUCCAAUAUGUCAGAGUUGCAACUUUUCAUGGAACAGAAACUGAUGAUAAGGAGACUCAAGAUUGACGUCUUGGAUCAGUUACCAUCCAAGCAAAGACAGACUGUGUUGUUGGAUCCCUCUAUGACUAAAGGGAGGGCCAAAGAAUGGAAGGAACUACAAACUGAAUUAAGCAAAGUCCCAACAUUAGAUAAAAAAACUCGUAAGGCUGCUUUGCUUCCUUUAUUCAGUAAGACUGGGCUUAUGAAGCUACCAGCUGUGAAAGAUUAUAUUAUUGAUCAGCUUCAAGGAGAUAGAAAGUUAUUAGUUUUUGCACAUCACAAGCAAGUGAUGGAUGGUAUCUGUCAAUCACUCAGAGAUAAAAAAUAUCCUUUUGUCCGUAUUGAUGGGAAUACAGCUUCAGAGCUUCGUCAGCAGUAUUGCGACAGGUUUCAACACGACACCAAGUGCCUGGUAGCAGUUUUGUCUAUAACAGCAGCUAAUACUGGUUUAACGCUGACGGCUGCUUCUUGUGUUAUUUUUGCUGAGCUGUUCUGGAACCCUGGGGUGUUGGUUCAGGCGGAGGACAGGGUGUAUCGAAUUGGACAGCACAACUCUGUUAAUAUUUAUUAUCUGGUGGCACAGGACACUGCCGAUGACUAUAUUUGGCCUAUGGUGAGGAGAAAGCUUAAAGUAUUGAAUGAGGCUGGUCUGGCUGGAGAGGAUUUCACUAGUUCAGAAAAUGCAACACAUGUCCAAAAAUUUGCAUCUGAUCCACAAUUAAAACUUGAUGAUUGGUUUAUUGAAGACGAAUUAAAACCGGAGCCAAUGGAAGACAAGUAUUUCAGUUCAACUCCACCCACUGCUGAUGACCACACCCCUUGCCACGCCUCAUCCAGCAGCACUGGUAGUACUAAAUAUAAGGACAGCGAUGAUGAGAUUCAGGAUGUAGGUGGCGAUGAUAAUUCUGAUGAGGAAAAUGAAGAGAAAUGGUUUGAGUCGUUAAACGAGAAUGACCUGUCAGCUUUCUUUGACGAUGAUUUUGAUUAGAAAGUCGGACACAUUAUACAUUAAAAUGAAUCCCUCUAUCUGCAUGUGUAUCUAUUUCUCCAUUUUAUUUCAUUUG